Messenger RNA from Centruroides sculpturatus (bark scorpion), 723 nucleotides. Its product is annotated as normal mucosa of esophagus-specific gene 1 protein-like. Lineage: Eukaryota; Metazoa; Arthropoda; Arachnida; Scorpiones; Buthidae. The transcript has 5 exons. The record is from RefSeq and is a predicted model, not a curated record. Bases 219 to 551 code for a protein of 110 amino acids.
AUUGACGAAAUUUUGCUUAGACGGGUAAUAAACCCAGCGGGAGCAUGGACAAAAGCACAUACUGUAUAUAUCAGUGGAACAGUGAAAACGAGUCACUUGUGAAAGCUCUUCUUCCUGUGUAGGACUACUUAUAUAGAUUUCAACGAAAAGAUCGCCAACGAAGACUGACUGCAUCGUCGCCACCAUCCACCAUUUUCAGACAACAGAAUAAAGUAGAAAUGGGUUUUGAAAAGUUUCGUGGUACUUACCCCGGACGGGAUCCCUUAAUGGACAGUUUGAGAAAGUUAUUUUCUUUGCGCACAAUGAGAACACAUCCAGAGCUUGUUCCAUUGGUUUUUAUUACAGCAGCCGCUACGACUGGAAUGGUCUCUUCGGUUUUAUAUCAUUUAUUUUACAACUUAGAUGCAAGAUUUGUAAAAGGAGGCUAUCCGAGAUGGGAAUUGGUGGAUCCCGAGAAACCACAGAAGCUGAUUACGAUCAAGCAAAAAUGGGAACGAAAUCCCCAAUUGGAUGAACUUCGCAAGAUUAUUGGGCCUUACAAACCAAAAUAAUUACAUUGAAACAAAUUAGAAAUUUGUCAAUUUUAUCGACAUUUGUUCGACUUAUUUUGUACAGUUUUUCUCUGAAUUUUCAACUGAAUAAUAAAGAUGUAAUAUUUUAAUGUUUAAAAAAUGUAUGUAAUAAAUUAAAUGUUUUGAAUGUAAGUUUCUGAACGAAUUAUUA